CAAAUUUGGCAACAGUAAUAGCCCACGAAAACACAAAACAAGUCGCGACGUUAUGUGAGCAAUCAACUCCGGUUCAGAAAAAGUGUUGAACGAAACCGUGUACGCAAAGUGUCGGUCACCCAGGAGGUGAUUAGUUCGCUCACCAUACGCUGAACCACGCAAAAGAACGCCAUCAAUAUAUCAUCCGGUUCUGUGUAGUUUAUAAAGCCGUGUGUUUACGAGUGAAGAGGAAAAGAGUGCGUAAUUAGGCAACUCCGGGGUGAUUUGCAAGAUUCGGUCCACGUCGCGUCUCAUGAUGAUGACCAACAAUGGAUUCAGCACCGGCGAGGAAGAUUCCCGAGGUCCCGCCGAUCAGAUUUGCUGCCUGCUAGAUGAUGGAGAGCGGUGCCGACAGCAGGCCGGCAAUGCGUCCUACAGCAAACGCAUUCAAAAGACGGUCACCCAGCGCAGAUUAAAACUCAGCAUCGACAGUCACGCUCGACAUAUUUACAUUUGUGAUUUUCACAAAGCGAGGAUUCAGUGCGCACGUACGAAAAGACGCCGCCGGGACUCCGAAGAUGAUAGCAACGAAACGGACACCGAUUUGCCCGAAGUGGACCUUUACCAGCUGCAGGUUAACACGUUACGGCGAUACAAACGCUUCUACAAGGUAUCGACACGGCCCGGCAUCAACAAGGCACAGCUAUCGGAGACAAUCAUGAAGCACUUCAAGACGAUCCCUAUCAAGGAAAAGGAAAUUUUAACUUACUUCAUAUACAUGGUAAAAUCAAACUCGAACAAGCUGGACCAAAAGAACAACGCCAGUGCCGAGGCUACAUGAAAAAGAGCGUCUGCCAUCAGCUGGACAGUGGCUAAGGCACACCAACCUUCGUUUUGUGGUCCAUCGUACUAACUUGUUUUCGUUCGAAUGUUUCUCUCGAUUCGUGUAUAGCUUUAUGGUACAAUUUACACGCAGUGCUGCGUCGUGUGGCUCAGGGUUUGUCAUGUUCGCUCAUAGUUUUGUUGAUAUGUUUCUCCUGCCAUUACGCCGAUGCGUGCGAAAGUGCAAAUCAAGGUAUAAAUUAGGAUAGUGAACAUGAACACAGUUAUAAAGCGAUUUCAUCUCAACUCGAUUACAAACUGGUUUAAUUUUAUUGAUUACUCAUCUAUUGUGAGACUUGAUGACAUGCG
Molecule: messenger RNA, 1170 nt
Organism: Anopheles bellator
Lineage: Eukaryota; Metazoa; Arthropoda; Insecta; Diptera; Culicidae
Gene: Sap30
Product: histone deacetylase complex subunit SAP30 homolog
Exons: 3
Coding region: 293-820 (175 amino acids)
Biological process (GO): regulation of DNA-templated transcription
Cellular component (GO): histone deacetylase complex
Molecular function (GO): transcription coregulator activity; protein binding
Source: RefSeq, a predicted model, not a curated record